Messenger RNA from Nymphaea colorata (pocket water lily), 2669 nucleotides. RefSeq names its product polyamine oxidase 1-like. The record is from RefSeq and is a predicted model, not a curated record. Lineage: Eukaryota; Viridiplantae; Streptophyta; Magnoliopsida; Nymphaeales; Nymphaeaceae. The transcript has 10 exons. Gene Ontology annotation, molecular function: oxidoreductase activity. The coding region runs from base 171 to 1694 and encodes 507 amino acids.
GCCACCGGAUGGCGAUGUAAUCCCGACGCGGAGGAUUGAUCGUUGAUGUGCUUAUCUACAGGGUCCAGCCACGCGAUCUCUAAGUUAAGCCGCACAGAAUUCCUGCUUCAGCUCAUCAUUUCAUCUUCUCAUAAAUUCAAGCAGCAGCACCACCCUCCGGAAUCGAGACGAUGUCGCCAUUUUGUUUCCUACUUUUCUUGGUCUUCAUCGCUCCAUUGGCGGCAUCAUUGUCACAGCGUCACCACAAAGUGAUCAUAGUUGGAGCAGGAAUGUCAGGUAUUAUGGCUGCCAAGAAGCUUUCAGAAAACGGGGUUGAUGAUUUCUUGAUAUUGGAAGGCAGUGAUCGGAUCGGAGGCAGGAUGCACAAGCGUGAGUUUGGGGGGAAAACUGUUGAGAUUGGUGCCAAUUGGAUUGAGGGCGUUGGUGGGCUUCACUUGAACCCGUUACUAGAGCUUGCCCAUGAGUCAGGACUCAGAACAUUCUUCUUCGAUUACUCCAAUAUCUCGUCCAAUUACUUCGAUUCAAAUGGUAAAGCUAUUCCACUUUCCGAGGUUUUGGACAUAACGAAAAAACAAGAAGCUUCGAACAAGUUCAGCACUAAUUUGGUAGCAACAAUACGAGCUAACAACGAAGAAGACGUUUCUGUUUUGGAAGCCCACCGCAUUUUUGGAUACGUUCCAGAAACACCUUUGGAGAUGGCAGUAGACUAUGUCGAUUUUGACAUGGAGAUGGCAGAACCUCCAAGAGUGACCAGUCUGAAGAGUGUAACGCCCCUUCCAACGAACUCAUACUAUGGUGCAUCUUCGCGCUUUGUUGCUGAUGAAAGGGGAUAUGAGCAGCUAGUUCAUGGUUUAGGUGGUAAAUUUCUAAAAUCAGUGGAUGGGAGGUUGACUGACGGGCGCCUAAUUUUAAGAAAGGUUGUAAGGGAAAUUCACUACAGAGAUGACUGUGUUCACGUUUUUGUUGAAGAUGGAACUUCUUACAGUGCAGAAUAUGUCAUACUUUCCAUUAGCUUAGGUGUUCUUCAAAGCAAGCUUAUUCGUUUCAAACCUGAAUUGCCUCGAUGGAAGAUCCUUUCCAUGUUCAAGUUUGACAUGGCAAUCUACAUGAAGAUAUUUCUGAAGUUUCCACAUAUAUUCUGGCCUUCUGGCCCAGGAACUGAAGUUUUUUCGUAUGCGAGUGAAAGAAGGGGUUACUAUAACUGUUGGGAGCACUUGGAGAAGCAGUACCCGGGGUCGAACAUACUUUUUGUAACAGUUACAGAUGAUGAAGCCAGGCGUAUUGAACGUCAGUCUGAUAACGUCACCAAAGACGAAGCAAUGGACGUGCUCCGUAAAAUAUUUGGCCCUGAAAUUCCUGAUGCUUUGGAUAUUCUUGUUCCAAGAUGGGGAAUGGAUAGACUUCAACGUGGAUCUUACAGUAACUGGCCGAUAGGCGUAACAGAUGACGAUUUCAACAAGCUAAAGGCUCCUGUUGGACGCAUUUAUUUUACGGGCGAGUAUACGAGCUUGCACUACAAUGGUUAUGUCCAUGGCGCCUAUUUUGCAGGAAAGGAAAUGGCCUCCUUGAGAUUCUGCUAUUGCAUGUCAUUGUGGUGUGCUGUCGACUCUGAUCCGGUAGAUUUGCAUGUAGUACUUUUCUCGACAUCCUUGCUGCUUAAGUGCACUAUUCACAUAUGUAGAACUGAUCAAUAACCGUAAGGAGAAAUGGUAGCUAGCUCUUAAUCAGCCACUUAAGGUAGGCCAACAGUUGCAGUUAUUACAUGAACUAGUUUUUCAUGUAACAGUGUUUUGCUAAUUUCCUUCAUAAGAAUGUCUCUUUUCUCUUAAUGCAUAAAUUUGAAAACCAACAGGUAUGGAGACCGCUUCUGAUGUUCUGAAGAAUUUAAGAAAGCGAUGCUGCUUAGUUGUCAAGAAACAACAAUGACAGAUGAGCGAAUCAAUAAAUGCUAUAAGCUAGAAAUAAUUUUUGAAUGCAAGUUACUCUAUUUACUUUGAAAACUCCUUGUGCAGCUAAGAAUGCAUCAUGUCAUCACCACCAAGAAGGAGGACGUUACUUGCAAGGAAGAAACUAUUCCUUGAAGGUGAAAACUAACCAAUAAAGCAAGAUACCAUCACAACGUCAUUGUCCAUGCUCCACGAAUUGAAGAAUUCCUUCAAGAGCACAGGACAAAUUGACUACCACUUGGAUUAUACACUUUUGGGAAUGGCUGCUUGUGGGACUGGGUAGCCAGGACAGUGGGCUCGUCGUGGUUCAGAAGUUUGAGAUUGGUGAGGACCUAGUUUUUCAAUGGUGAUGAUGCUGAGAAGACCCAGCUUGAAAACUGCGGACCCAUCUCCAUAAAUGAAGUGGUUGAUGUAACAGGAAGGAUCCAAAGCUUUCAUUGAGGUUGUAUACAUUCGCGCAGAACUUCCAAAAUUUGAGGUUUCUUUUGAAGCACGGGCCUGGUUGGGAUCCGAAUCAACAAGGCACAAUCGUACUGUUGGGAUGGGAGAAGGGUAGAAAGAGAGCGAUACAAACCAUAUAUUUUGCCCUCUAGGAUAUAAACUUCUCAUAAGAUAGUUUACUUGGCGAUACAGCUAUUGAUUAGUUAAUGAGGCAAAAAAUACGAAAUAUGUUUUUUUUUAAAAUAAAAUAAAACAGAACCAGCAGAGUUCCCCAGUUGUUGA